AUGGCAUCCAAAAAGGCCUUACCCAUCAGCGGUACCAUGACGGUCAUGGUCAUCGUGGUUGUCCUUGUUCCAUCAGCACUGCUGCUGGAUCAGACAGUCGAGUUCAAGAAGACAUUCAUGAAGAAGUGUAAAGAGUUUCCAGAAGAAGAAGCGAUGUAAGUCUCUUUACACUGUCCAUUACAGAUUUGGCAUUUAAGGAGGCCUGAACAGGAUUGCGUCUAAACAAAUUUUUUUUUGCAGUUUUUUUAACGUAAAUCAUCUAACAUUUACUAAUCUUGGAUUUAAAAAAUAUGGAAGUAACUACUUGAUUAAUUUGUCUUUCAGCUGUGAGGCUAAAUUUGAGAUCUUUGUACGAGCCUAUGUGGGGAAGAAAGAAACAGAUGUCACUGAGGAUAGUUACAACGAACUCUUUGAUAACACACCCUUCAAGCAUCCAUGUGAAAAAGUAAGCUUCCUCCAUCACACAGCUCUUUACUGUGGAUUUUAAUGUGUAUGUCUAACAAUGUCAUGUUUACUCUUGUGGGGUUAGACCAUGUUCUGGAGCGGCACACAUGACCUGGCCACCAGGUUCACUAAGAAGAGAGACGAUUUUUUCAGCGUGGGGGACACUUUGUUGGGACACGUGUUGGACGGACUCUAUUGGUGUGGAAAGGAAGGCACUAAGGGUGAGAUUCAUCAUUUACAGUCAGUCCAGAGUCUGAAAAAUACAGUUUUGCCUCACUUAAAAUUACAAUGUUAUUGUCUUACAGUUUGUUAACAUAAAACAAUCAAAUCGUCUUUGUUUUCUUUCACAACCUGAAAAACAGGAGCAUUUUGUGAUAUCCGUCAGUCGGCUGAAUAACUUCUGUACAAGUUCUUCGAUCCAUAAUCUGUCACACAGAGAUCGACUGCAGUUUUAAUGGCAAGUAACUAUUAUUAAGAUAUGCUUUGUCAGUUUCUGCUUAUGUUUUUCUAGGAACCUUCAUCAACGAUUGCGUUGGUGAUGACCCGAACCCUGUCCUUUCGUUCUGGGUGAAGAUGUCUGUCAAGGUAAGAACACUGUAGAAAAAUCACCAAUCCAUCAUCCCUGGGGAGCAAAAUGGCACAUUUCAUUUUAACUGAGACACGGGCUGACAUGAGGAGGUGUGACCACAUGUGCUGUGAUAUGUUAACUCAGACUGGUGUAAAUAAUACAACUGUCCAACCCUUUACUGACAUGCUUUAUGUUUGUAGUUUGCAGAAUACACCUGCGAUGAUACCUAUGUGAUGCUGGAUGGUGAAACAGAGCAACCAUUCUUCCCGGGCACGUAAGCAGCUCUACAUUUGCUCUGAUGACAGUUUUAUAAAUGAUACCAGUGAAGAGAAACUCCCUCUACCUGUGCUGUUUCAUAUGUUCAAAUAUGUAUAAGACUGUUCUUCAUGGACAGUAAAAGCUCCUGAUUGAUGAUUUUGUAUAAUCCUUAAAGUUUGCUCCUCUGUCUUUUUGCUCAAAGUGCUUUCGAAGAAGAUGAGAUCCCCUAUCUUAAAUCUUCCACAGUGAAGAGCCUCACUGUUAUCCUGGUUGUGAAUGAGAAGACCGGGUAUGAUUUCACGAACUGACAUUGAUAAAUUUGUCUUAUAAAUGCAUGAAUACAUGUUAUGAACAGUGUUUCCACAGUUACUUUUAAAAAGUAAUUUGAUAACUGAUUACAGAUUAGUCCUUUAAAAUGUAUUUUAGUUACUUUACUGAUUACCUGAUUUGAAAAGUAACAAAGUUGGACAACAAGUUACUUUUUAAGUUAUAUUCAGCAGCCUGAACAUAUAAAUGACACUCUCUUUAUUGGAAGUGUAAUUUUCACAGGAAUGUCAAAAAUACCUGUUUAAAAGAAUAAUAAUAAAGAUAAUCUUUCUUGACUGAAAACAUAAACAUUUUUAUAUAUAAAGACAGUCUUUAUUGACUUAUAAAACACACUUUUUUAUUGUUAUCUGUAGCUGACACAAAGUAAAAAUAGUGGCUGUAUUUCCAGCUUAAGAACGCGCAUCUCUCUCCUCUCCUAUUGUUGUUUAUGUUUGUUUUGCCGCGGCUGCUUUCUGUGUGUACAUGUAUUACAAGUAAGUGGUCCUCGUACUGAAAACAUGACUUGUCACCUAUGUGACUUACGUCACUCUCCAAGACGGAAAUAAAUCUGUCUUUUUUUAAGGAAAAUGAGAAUAAAGUAACACACGCAGUGACUUAGACAUGUAACUUAAAUCUUAUAACUGGUUUGGAAAUAGCAACGUGUUAGAUUACUCGUUACUGAAAAAAGUGGACUUAUUAGAGUAGUGCAUUACUAAGUCAAGUCUAACUAGCAUCACUGACUAUGAAGCACUUUUUUAUUUGGGUGUUUUGUGCCUCUAAUGGGUAGAACAGAGAGGAAACAUGGGAGACAGAGAGAGGGGACAACAUGCAGCAAAACGUCAGGGCCAGAAUUCAGGCCCUCGGCUGCCGCAGGGACUAUGGUCCCCAUACAUGGGGUGUGCUAACCCGCUAGGCUAUCUAUUCAAACUGCAGUUAAUAUUUUAUAAAGAUAUUUUGUCAUCUCUUCAUGUCUCUGUUUUAGCACUAAGUGCAACAAUGAGUCCCUCAAAAACUUGAACAACAUCAUGAAAGGAAAAAACAUCGGCUACGCUUGCAAGGAGGUGACUAAGUAAGUAAACUGUCAACCAAAAUUGACUCUGUGCUCUUUUACGCUGUUAAAAAACAAACUUUCAUGUGUUUUGUUCAUUUCACAGAGCUCACAUUGAGAAGUGCAUAAAAGAAGGCAAAGGAAACAUCUUUGAAUAG
Messenger RNA from Xyrichtys novacula (pearly razorfish), 2782 nucleotides. NCBI's taxonomy places the organism in Eukaryota, Metazoa, Chordata, Actinopteri, Labriformes, Labridae. The record is from the annotation of a GenBank genome assembly.